This is a messenger RNA of Tauraco erythrolophus (red-crested turaco), 1257 nucleotides long. Lineage: Eukaryota; Metazoa; Chordata; Aves; Musophagiformes; Musophagidae. The record is from RefSeq and is a predicted model, not a curated record.
AUGUUCUGCCACACAGAGAUGGUCAGCAGUCAGCCUCUCCCCAUAGCAGACAGUGGGAAAAGGAAAAAGAAAAAAAGAACCAGAGCCACAGAUCAUGUCCCUGGGAAGUUUGAAGACUUGUACAAGCUGACUGCUGAGCUUCUUGGUGAGGGAGCAUAUGCCAAAGUUCAGGGUGCUGUCAGCCUCCAAACUGGGAAAGAAUAUGCAGUAAAAAUCAUUGAAAAAAAUACUGGGCAUAGUCGGAGUCGGGUUUUUCGUGAAGUAGAAACGUUGUACCAGUGUCAGGGUAACAAGAACAUUUUGGAGUUAAUAGAAUUUUUUGAAGAUGACACAAGAUACUACCUUGUCUUUGAGAAGCUGCGGGGAGGUUCAAUCCUGGCCCAUAUACAAAAGCGAAAGAACUUCAAUGAACGAGAAGCUAGCAAAGUGGUGAGAGAUAUUGCCUCUGCUCUGGAUUUCCUUCAUACGAAAGGUAUUGCUCACAGGGACCUGAAGCCUGAAAACAUCUUGUGCGAAUCUCCAGAAAAGGUAUCACCAGUAAAAAUAUGUGAUUUUGAUCUUGGUAGUGGGGUGAAGCUGAACAGUGCGUGUACUCCAAUAACUACUCCUGAAUUGACAACACCGUGUGGCUCUGCAGAAUACAUGGCACCCGAAGUGGUUGAAGUCUUCACGGAGGAGGCCACGUUUUAUGAUAAGCGGUGUGAUCUUUGGAGCCUGGGAGUCAUUCUGUACAUCAUGCUCAGUGGUUACCCCCCUUUCGUGGGCAACUGUGGCACGGACUGUGGCUGGGACAGAGGAGAAGUCUGCAGAGUUUGCCAGAACAAGCUUUUUGAGAGUAUUCAGGAAGGCAAGUAUGAGUUUCCUGACAAGGACUGGUCACAUAUAUCCUCUGAGGCCAAAGAUCUCAUCUCAAAGCUGCUGGUUCGCGAUGCCAAAGAACGACUUAGUGCUGCUCAAGUUUUGCAACAUUCAUGGGUUCAAGGACAGGCUCCUGAAAGAGGAUUACCUACCCCUCAAGUUCUUCAAAGGAACAGUAGCACAAAAGACCUGACACUUUUUGCUGCUGAGGCUAUAGCCCUUAACCGCCAGUUGUCUCAGCACGAGAAUGAACUCAGUGCGGAGCAGGAGAACGUUGCCCAUGCUGUGUGCUCCAUGAAGCUUUCUCCUCCGUCCAAGUCCCGCCUCGCCAAGCGCAGAGCAAUGACGCACGCCACCAAAAACAGUGACUUCCAGCCAGUUACCCAAAAAGCCUUUUAA